UGAGCUCGGCAUUGGCAUUUGGCAAAAGUUAGUUGUUGUCGCGACGUAGUGAGGUACGGACGCACCACCAUGCACCUUUCCGCGCUCACAGUGAAAGUUCCUUAGAGAAAUGAGGCUCGCGGUCGCCUUCGUGUGUCUGAUGACAUGGAGCCCCGGCGUGUGGGGCUACGACUACGCCUCGUCGUGCGCCAAGCCGCACCGCUCGAGCCGGGCCCGCGCGCCCGCGGCGCCCUGCGACCUCACCAAGAAGACGUACUGCACCUCACCCGGUAGCAACUACCCCUGGCAUGCCAUCCGGAGAUUUGUGAGGGAGAACCAGGGGCUUAUGAGAAGAAUGUACGGAGAAGAGCGACACAUAUCGGUAUUGAAAGCUGAGCUAGAAAAUUUUAUAGAAGACGAUGAUGAAAAUGAAAAACCCGUAGAUUUCGCAGAGGAUAUAAUUAAGACAAAAAUUAUGUACACAAAGAAAAACCAUGGGCGUAGCAUUAAAGAUAAACCUCAUUUCAGGCCGAUUCAAAAUAACGACAGACAGAAAAACAACGAUUCUUUAAAAGUGAAACCUUUAGAAAGCUCUGCAAAUAAAACUAGGAAUGAUGAGAACAAUGAUACUAAUAAGACUGAUAUGACUAAUGAAACUCUUAACGACGAAAACGGAAUAUCUUAUAAGACUAGGCUUGAGAGUAUUGCUAAUAUAGAAAUCAAUAACAUAGAUCCAGACGUUAUAACUUUAGAAGCAGUAAUUAAACAAAGUAUAGAAACUAAUAGUAUUUACCCAAAAAACGCUGGAAACUCCAAAACUGAAGCGUUGAAAGAAGAUAUCAUAAAUAGCACUGAAAGUACUUUAACAGAAAAUGUGGUUAAUACGACAGAAACUGACGCACUGUAUGACGAUAUUACAACGGAGAAUAAAGAAGAAUGGAAAAAUAAUGCUGAUAUUUCCACUCUACCACCAACUCUCUUAUUUUCAGAGCAUGAGAAGUUAAAGGUAGACCGUAUUGAUCCUGUUGUCAAUGAGAAAAAAGAAGAGUUUCGUCCAAAACCACAGUACCAAGAAACAGUAAAACCAGCGGUUAUCAAACUACGUGGGGCCAAUGCCUGCGAGUCCAAAGAGGAAAUGGCAGCACCAUUUUGGGCUAACAGCACUCGAGGAGAAGUUCUGGCGCUACUGAACAUGUAUCCCUUCGAACAGUACAUACACCUGGAGACCUGCGUACAUGAACGAAAGCAGAUGUACUGCAGAGAAGGGUGCAGAUGCGAACAACAAUACCGCCUGCACCGUCUGCUGGCGUACGACCCUCGUAACGAAUGUCGCGGUAUUUUCGCGGACUGGUUCAAGUUUCCCGGCUGCUGCGUCUGCAAGUGCUAUGACGUACCACUGGAGUUCCGCGCCAGGUCGCCGAGGAUCCUCCAUCCGCAGUACGACGAUGACGUGAAGAGGAUUAUCUACGAAGACGUUGCCAGAGAUUGGUACUCGUCGUCUUAUGAUGACUUUGACGACGAUCUCUAUUAGACAAUAUUUCCUAUAGCGUCAUGUAUUUACAUCAUCUACGAAUACAUAGUACUCAUAAUAUUACUUUAAAUAUCUUUUAGCACUAACUAUUAACAGUGGUAUUUAACAAUGCUAUCUUUAGUUAACUUCAAGUUUAAGUGUUUAAACUUAAUCUUAUUUUAAUCUUUCUCUUAUGUUAGAUCAACUGAAUAUCUCCUUAUUGUUGUCAUUUUAUUUUAUAAGUACUGUAUGUUCUGUCUGAUUCUGUGCCAUUCGAAGCUCUGUUAUAUUUUAAGAGCAUGUAAAUUUUCAUUAACUAUUAUUUCAAAUUAUAAUGUUAUUAUAGCACAUGUCUAGUUCUUCACUUUGAUAAUUUAGUAGUAAACUCAUUAAUUUUCUGUGUGUUGUUGAUUAUUGUAUAUAUAUUAGUUGUAAUCGUUAAUUGUUGAUUUAUUAUUAUUAUUUAUUUUAUUAAAAUAGCAUGUUAUUAUGUUUGUAAUAAUAUCAUUUUAUAUUUUUAAGUGAACUAUUUU
Molecule: messenger RNA, 2022 nt
Organism: Leptidea sinapis
Lineage: Eukaryota; Metazoa; Arthropoda; Insecta; Lepidoptera; Pieridae
Gene: spz4
Product: protein spaetzle 4
Exons: 5
Coding region: 110-1510 (466 amino acids)
Biological process (GO): central nervous system formation; regulation of Toll signaling pathway; innate immune response
Cellular component (GO): extracellular region
Molecular function (GO): Toll binding; growth factor activity
Source: RefSeq, a predicted model, not a curated record